UCAGUUGGCAUUCGCAUUUGCUUUGUGGUCGAACUAAAAAAUGCAGUGCCACAUAGCAGUUUGUGUUGUUCUCACCUUAGUUGUGUUAGAUUACGUAGCGGCAAUCCAGGUGACCACUUCAUUGGGUGAAAUACUUGGCACAACAUUGAAAUCCCGUUUGGGUGCCGACUUCUAUGCAUUCCGUGGCAUACGUUAUGCACAACCACCAGUUGGAGAAUUACGAUUCCAAAAUCCUAAGCCCUACCCAUCAUGGAAACCGAUCGUUUUCGAUGCUACACAAGAUGGGCCCAUGUGCCCGCAAGUUACGGAAAAUGUUACCGAUGCAUCGGAGGAUUGUUUACGUUUAAAUGUUUAUACCAAGGAAAUAGUAGGAGCGAGGAAGCCAGUUGUGGUGUACCUGCAUCCGGGUGGAUUUUAUGGUGUAUCUGCACAGAGCAAGAACUUUGCUGGCGCAGAGCAUUUAAUGGAUCGUGAUGUAGUUUUGGUGACCUUAAACUAUCGCUUAGGUACACUGGGUUUUUUGGCCACUGGCAGUGCUGAAGCACCUGGAAAUGCGGGAUUGAAAGAUCAGGUUGAAGCUUUACGUUGGGUGCGGGAUCAUAUUAGUGAUUUCGGUGGCGAUCCAAAUUCAGUGACAUUGCUUGGCUACAGUGCGGGCAGCUUUAGUAUUGGUCUGCAUAUGAUGUCGCCUAUGUCGAAAGGAUUAUUCCAUCGCGGCAUAAUGAUGAGUGCUUCACCGCUGGGACAGUUCGGAUACGAGAGACGACAGAAAAGACUGAGUGAUAGACAAGCAGAUUUAUUAAACUGUCCCCAAGAGCCAGCUGCCGAGUUGGUGAAGUGUCUGAAGAAGAAACCAAUGUUGGACUUUGUGAACAGCUCAGCUCAAAUGUUUGAUUUCAAUUGGAAUCCUGUCUUAAAUUGGAUGCCAGUGAUCGAAGAUGAUUUUGGACAAGAGCGCUUUUUGGUGGAGGAUCCAUAUAAGACCAUACAAAGCGAAAGGCUCUACAAAGUACCACUUAUAAUCGGUAUAACGGAGUAUGAAUUCGUUGGUGGUGCCUAUUAUAUCCUGAAAAAUGAGACUACAAGGAAAUGGUUGAAUGAAGAUUUCGAAAAAUAUGCACCAAUUACACUUAUGUACGAACGUGACACGGCGCGUUCGAAACAUAUAACUCAGACGUUGCGCUCAAAAUACCUAGGAAAUUCUACCUUGACGUUUCCCGAAUCUUUGGACUCAUUUGGGAAGCUGUAUUCUGAUGGCAUCAUUAACUUUGAAUAUCAUCGUUUCCUGGAUUUGGUGUCACGGGCUACGCCCGUCUAUACGUACCUAUUCACCUACAAAGGACGUUAUAGUCAUUUCCAGUAUAAUGGUGAAGUUUACGGUGCGGUACAUCACGACGAAUUGCUAUAUUUGUUACGAGUACCUGUUAUGACGCCUCUUUUCACGCAAAGUGAUCCCGAAAAUGUGGUUAUUGAAAAUUUAACUCGUAUGUGGACGGAGUUCGCCAAAAAAGGAGAUCCAAAUAAUGUAAGCGACAAGUUCUUAAAGAAUUUAAAAUGGCCGCUGUAUUCCAAAGAUAAGAAGCCUUACUUGGUAAUCGGAAAGGAUUUCACCGUUUCAGAAGGUGGCAUUUACACUGAAAGAUUCCAAAUCUGGGAUGAGUUAUUCCCCGUGCCAAAUUUCAACUAAGUAUGUACAUCUUAUACAAGCGGACUUUUUUUUUGAAGGUUCCUAUUCUAUUGAUAAGAAUAUCGGGGGCCUAUAUUCAAUACCGCCCAACUGCAAUUUUCACAAAAAUGAGAUUCUGAUUUAAAAACCCACCUAAGACUUAACUGUCAUCGGUAAUAUUAAUGCUGACCUUGUAUAACGCUUGGCAGAAGAAUUCACUAUUAAAUUGUAAAAUCGGAAUUAGCAUCAGUGAUGACAGGCAAGUCCCAGAUGGGUUUUAUCAUCACAAAGUAGUUUUUGUGAAAAUUGCACAUAGAGGGUAUUGAGUAUAAGCCCCCGAUAUACUUAGAAAAAAAAAAGAAAAAGAAAAAAAAAUUAAAAUAUAUUUUUAAU
Molecule: messenger RNA, 2059 nt
Organism: Rhagoletis zephyria (snowberry fruit fly)
Lineage: Eukaryota; Metazoa; Arthropoda; Insecta; Diptera; Tephritidae
Product: venom carboxylesterase-6-like
Source: RefSeq, a predicted model, not a curated record